CAAUACCAGAAACGAUUUUGCAAUAAACUGGAAGCAUAGCAACCUUCAGAUUCAUACCAGACCAAACAGAAAACAAACUUCCCGAAGAAAAUGUCUCUCUCUCACAGUGACACCAUACCUCUCCACCCCUCCUCUCAAUCCGAUAUCGACGAGAUCGAAAACCUUAUCCACGCCAGCGUCCAAUCCGCCCAAUCCACCGUACUCCCGGCCAGGCCACCCAGUCCGACCCUGCCCGCCACGAUCCCUGUCUCCUCAGCUCCGUCCACUCCUUUCAUCAAUUCAAACCUCCCUCCGUUUCCUCUCUCAUCCAAUCAGAAGGUGCCAUCUGUCCCAGCCGCGUCUCCGUCCCCGCCUCCGCCUCCGCUCCCGCCGUCCACGAACCCUACCAGUUCUCGUUCGAAUAUCGGGGCUAGCGGCUUCGGGCCUGCUCCGAACACGUUGACGGAGCCGGUUUGGGACACGGUGAAGAGAGAUCUGUCGCGAAUUGUGAGUAAUUUGAAACUGGUUGUCUUUCCAAAUCCAUAUAGGGAAGAUCCGGGAAAGGCGCUGAGAGAUUGGGAUCUGUGGGGCCCCUUCUUCUUUAUAGUGUUUUUAGGGCUCACUCUCUCGUGGUCAGCUUCUGUCAAGAAGUCUGAGGUAUUUGCAGUUGCAUUUGCGCUACUUGCGGCUGGUGCUGUGAUAUUGACAUUGAAUGUGCUGCUAUUGGGUGGGCACAUAAUUUUUUUCCAAAGUCUGAGUCUUCUGGGUUAUUGUCUAUUCCCACUUGAUGUUGGAGCCUUGAUCUGUAUGUUGAAGGACAAUGUGAUUGUGAAAGUGGUUGUGGUGUGUGUGACAUUGGCUUGGAGCUCAUGGGCUGCCUAUCCUUUCAUGAGUUCAGCUGUGAACCCCAGGAGAAAAGCCCUUGCGCUUUACCCUGUCUUCCUCAUGUAUGUCUCUGUUGGUUUUCUCAUCAUCGCUAUUGAUUAACAAAAUUUUGCAGCCCAUUACAGGACAUUUCCAUAUGUAAUUGAGCAUAACUACCCCCACAAUACCACUGCAUUUUUUCUGCUUAUUUAGCAACUUAUACAUACUUGUGGCAGAGUGAGGGAGGCAGGUGGUAAGAUAUGUUUAACAAGAAAAAGAAAAGGAAGAAAAGUUGUGAUAUUGGACAUGUGAACUUGUAACAUCAAAUAAUGAAAAAAAGGUGGUGUGUAUGGGGUGUUAUUUAGUCAAAUAAGAAAUAGACACACGCCUGACCUGACAAGUAAUUCUUCCAUAUUUUUCAGUACGUGCACUUGAACUCCACAGUCUCCAGCAUUUCAUAUUUUUAUUAUUAAUUAUUAAUCAAUUACAAUUUUUAGUUGUCAUCCA
Molecule: messenger RNA, 1350 nt
Organism: Mangifera indica (mango)
Lineage: Eukaryota; Viridiplantae; Streptophyta; Magnoliopsida; Sapindales; Anacardiaceae
Product: protein YIP4a-like
Exons: 4
Coding region: 91-966 (291 amino acids)
Biological process (GO): endoplasmic reticulum to Golgi vesicle-mediated transport
Cellular component (GO): membrane; trans-Golgi network
Source: RefSeq, a predicted model, not a curated record